AUGAAGGCAAGGAGGCUGGGAGACAAGGAGGCUGGGAGACAAGGAGACUGGGAGACAAGGAGCCUGGGAGACAAGGAGCCUGGGAGACAAGGAGACUGGGAGACAAGGAGCCUGGGAGACAAGGAGACUGGGAGACAAGGAGACUGGGAGGCAAGGAGACUGGGAGGCAAGGAGACUGGGAGGCAAGGAGACUGGGAGACAAGGAGCCUGGGAGACAAGGAGACUGGGAGACAAGGAGCCUGGGAGACAAGGAGCCUGGGAGACAAGGAGACUGGGAGACAAGGAGACUGGGAGACAAAGAGGCCACGAGACAAAGAGGCUACGAGACAAAGAGGCUACGAGACAAAGAGGCUACGAGACAAGGAGGCUGGGAGACUAGGAGGCUGGGAGACUAGAAAGCUGGGAGACUAUGAAGCUGGGAGACUAGAAAGCUGGGAGACUAGAAAGCUGGGAGACUAUGAAGCUGGGAGACUAUGA
Molecule: messenger RNA, 477 nt
Organism: Oncorhynchus masou masou (cherry salmon)
Lineage: Eukaryota; Metazoa; Chordata; Actinopteri; Salmoniformes; Salmonidae
Product: octapeptide-repeat protein T2-like
Exons: 1
Coding region: 1-477 (158 amino acids)
Source: RefSeq, a predicted model, not a curated record